AUGUCUAUCCCUACGUUAUCUAAUAAACCAGAAAAUAUCGAUUUACUUGUGCUUGCUCCAGGAGAAAAAAAAGUUAAAUGUGAGAUAUCAGAAAAAGGUGACUGCAACAUAUUUACAAUAAAACUGGAAGAUCAUACGAUGGGAAAUCUAAUAAAACAAGCUCUUUGUCAAGAUCCCAAGGUAACAUUCGCAGCAUACAGGCAACCGCAUCCUCUGCAAAAUGCCAUUGAAAUAACAAUAAAACCGAAAGGAUAUGCUGGCGUUAAGUUACUUUCAGACAUUGUACACAGUUUAUUGUGUCAAGUAUCAAAUUUGAAGGAAACAUUUACAAAGAAAGUUCAAAGAUAUAAAGAAAUAAGCGCAUAUUACGCGGAUUAG
Molecule: messenger RNA, 378 nt
Organism: Plasmodium malariae
Lineage: Eukaryota; Apicomplexa; Aconoidasida; Haemosporida; Plasmodiidae
Gene: RPB11
Product: DNA-directed RNA polymerase II subunit RPB11, putative
Exons: 4
Coding region: 1-378 (125 amino acids)
Biological process (GO): transcription by RNA polymerase II
Cellular component (GO): RNA polymerase I complex; RNA polymerase II, core complex; RNA polymerase III complex
Molecular function (GO): protein dimerization activity; DNA binding
Source: RefSeq, a predicted model, not a curated record